ACACAAAGGUGUAUACAGCAAUAUAUUACAUGAGUUUUUUUUGUUGUUUUUUUUUUAUUUCCAGAGUGACACGCACAGCUGUGCAGCUAUGAUUUGCAGAGUGGGGUCUGUGCGGGGGCAGCAGAGCAGAGGAGAGAGGAGGAGAGGAGAAGAGGAGAGGAGGGGGUGUUAGGAGAAAUAACCAACAAGGAAACCACUUUCAGCUUUGCUGCUGCACCGCCUGCCUGGCCUGCAGCCAGGUUUCUCCAGAGAGGGUUGGCUCACCCCUUCUCCUCUCCUCCCUUCUUUCUCUCCCAAACCCACAUAGCUACGCACUCUCUCCAACUCACAGAAAGCAACAGGCGAGAAGAAGGAAGAGCGACAAAAGCGAGAGGAACUUUUUUUUUUUGAAACAACAGCAACGAGGGCAGCAAGAAACUUUCCAAAGAUGCCAAACGUUUCGGUUUUGCAGAUGGAUCACUUGGGUACUACGCGAGGGAAGUGAUUUUUUUUUUUUUCCUCAAGGAGAAAACAGGAGGGAGGACGCGCUAUUUUUUCUCCACCGUAUGAGACGUCAAAAAUCUGCCUCGGUUAACAAAGCAGGCGCGUUUGAGCUGGAGCUGAACGCCUCAGCUUCUGGUUUAAUGUCCCCGGGUGUCUGUGGAGGGCAGUGAAGGAUGCCAGGAUGCCCUCUCUGAUCUCCCAUCUGCUUGUCAUCUGGCUGAGCGUCCACAGGCUGGUGUGGUGCACGGAGCGCUCCUCCACACGGGAGCGCUUCAAGGUGGUCAUCGCUCCUCUCAUCUGCAAGCGGAUCUGCCUGAAGGGCCAGUGUCAGGAUACCUGCGAGCAGGGCAACAACACCACGCUGAUAGCGGAGAACGGACAGGGGGCCGACACGCUCAUAGGACAGGGCUUCAGGGUCGUUGUGUGUCCCCUGACGUGUAUGAAUGGAGGAGUAUGCAGCUCAAGGAAGCACUGCCUGUGCCCACCCGGCUUCACUGGUCGCCUCUGCCAGUUUCCACUCCAGCAAACGCAGCAAGCUCAGGCAGCGCGAGGCAACAAGCAGCCCGUCUACCCCGUAUCUUUGAAGCCAGACGGCCUGAAACUAACGGAACAGUCAGGGCAUACCCAGCUGACGCAAACGCACUCAGUUUUCACCCUACCUUUGACACAAGUAGGGCACCACUCAUCAGAAGUGCAGAUUAAUGUACGUGUUCACCACACGCCAGACACCUCUGUCGUCAUUCAACCUAUCGACCAAUCAGAUGUCAAGCCUCCUCACAAGACGGGGACGCGCCCGACCCCCGCGAGACACAAACCGAAGGGGCGCUGCUUCCAGGAGACCACACCCAAACAAGCUUGCAACAGCACCCCGCUUCCUGUUCUGACCAAUCAGGAGGAUUGCUGUGGAAGUGUGGGGAAUUCGUGGGGGCAAAACAAAUGUUAUCAGUGCCCCAAACUGCCAAAUGCAUCAGUCAAGCAGACCAUUGUGGAGGACUAUGGCUCCACCUGUCCACAGGGCUAUAAAAGAUUCAACAGCACUCACUGUCAAGAUAUCAAUGAGUGCUCCAUGCAGGGUGUCUGUCAGAACGGAGACUGUCUGAACACACUGGGCAGCUUCAAAUGUUCAUGCAAGCCCGGUUUGGUGCUGGAAAGGAAUCGAUGUGUCGAGUCUCCAGCUGAGCAGGCUCAGUGCUUCCUGAUGGUGUCUGAGGCCAGGGGCUGUGAGCACGCGCUGCCCACCCCCCUCACUCAGGAGGUGUGCUGCUGCACGGUGGGCAAAGCCUGGGGCCGUAACUGUGAAAAAUGUCCUCAGGUGGGCACAGCUGCCUUCAGUAAGAUCUGUCCUGCUGGGAAAGGCUACAUUCUCCAAAAUAUAAGAGAGACUUUGUCCUUCCCUUCAUAUGUCUUCCCCCGCAAGCUUGACAAAGACGAAAUAAAGUGGCCGGAGAGGCCACCAGAGACAACAACCGCUGCGCAGCAGUCUCCCACCAGCACCCACAGUCCUCGUGUGCCUGUUGUUAAACCCACCCCUCCACCAAUCAUCAGAAUGACCGACAAUGCCCGCCUCGAAACACAGACAAAAGUGCUGCCAGAGACAGAUGAAUGUAGGCUAAACAGGAACAUUUGUGGUCACGGAGAGUGUGUGAACAGCCUGAACGGUCACAUCUGUCACUGUCACCCUGGCUACCAUCUCAACCCGCAGAAGAACAUCUGUGAGGACGAUAAUGAGUGUGAGUCAGAACCUUGCGGCCAUGGCAGAGGCUAUUGCGUUAACGUAGAAGGAAGCUACAAAUGCCAUUGUCGCUCAGGUUAUAAACACAUGGUGCAGCAUGGUAGACUCAAGUGUGUAGACUUCAAUGAGUGUGCUAAGCAAGACAUCUGUGGUUCUGGAGGCCAGUGUGUGAACUUGCCCGGUUCCUAUAAAUGUGAAUGUCACAGCGGCUUUAGGAGCAAGUCACACCGUCAUCCAGCCUGUGAAGACAUAAACGAGUGUUUGAAUCCCGACACUUGCCCCAAUGAGCAGUGUGAGAACCUACCAGGCUCCUAUGAGUGCGUUCCUUGCUUGCCUGGUCACGAGGCCCGUGCUGGCAUCUGCUAUGACAUUAAUGAGUGUCAGAAGCCCGGCAUCUGUCCUAAUGGGCGCUGUGAGAACCUCCCUGGUACUUACCGCUGCCUGUGCAAUGAGGGCUUCCUCCCAUCUGCAGACAGCAAAGGCUGCAGUGACAUUGAUGAGUGUGAAGAUGUCAGGCUCUGUGCCUACGGCCACUGCAUCAAUACAGAAGGCUCCUUCAAGUGUCAGUGCUACCCGGGAUACCAGCGCACUCAGGAAGGCAGCCACUGUGAAGAUAUCAAUGAGUGUGAGAGACCAUUAAACUGUCAAAGGGGCCGCUGUAUUAACAAUAUGGGCUCAUACCACUGUGAGUGCCCGAAGGGCUACACACUGGUCGGAGGCAGGAGAUGCCAAGACAUAGACGAAUGUGCCGCAGACAGAAGUCUCUGCCAGCCCUACGGCUCUUGUGAGAACAGACCGGGCUCAUAUGUGUGUGUCUGCAAUCACGGUUAUGUCCUCUCAGAGGACAAACACAGCUGUGAGGCAGUUCGAGUGCUGACAGAUGAGAAGAAGGAGUGCUACCUGAACCUGGAUGACACUGUGUUCUGCGACAGUGUCCUGGCCACAAACGUCACCAAGCAGGAGUGCUGCUGCUCCAUUGGAGUUGGUUGGGGAGAUCACUGUGAGAUCUACCCCUGUCCUGUCUCCCAAUCAGCCGAGUUCCACUUCCUGUGUCCAAGCGGGCAAGGUCUCUACUAUGAAGAAGGACUCAUUUAUAGCCUGCCUGCCUACCACGAUAUUGACGAGUGUUCUUUGUUUGCUGAUGAAAUCUGUAAGAAGGGUCGCUGUGAGAACACGCUGCCGGGCUACGAGUGCUAUUGUCAACAGGGCUUCUACUAUGAUAGCAACCUUCUCGAGUGCAUUGAUGUGAACGAAUGCCACGACGAGUCUCUGUGCACUAAUGGUCAGUGCGUCAACACAGAAGGGUCCUUCUACUGCAACUGUAACCGUCCCUGGACUUCAGACUCCAACAAGAAGAAGUGUGUGAUAGCAACAGUAGCAGAUGUGAAUGAGUGUGAGGACCCAGCCAACUGUAAGAAUGGCCACUGUGUGGACACUCCGGGGUCUUACUACUGCAUCUGCUCCCCACCCUGGACCCUAGCUAUCGACCGUAACAGUUGUGUGACUCCUGAGGAGCAGGCUGAUGUGAAUGAGUGCCAGGAUCCCUCGUACUGUAAGAAUGGGAGGUGUGAGAACACGCCCGGCUCCUUUCACUGUUUUUGCGACCAUCCCCUCACCUUCAGUGCAGCGCUAAAACAGUGCGUCUAUGACGAUCGCACUGCAGCCCACAAGGAUGUGUGCUUCCUGCAGGUUGACGAGGGCUUGAUCUGCAGCGAGCCCAGGAACGGUAUGGUGGUGACCUACUCAGAGUGCUGCUGUCACUACGGUCGAGGCUGGGGACCCGAGUGUAACACCUGUCCACCGAGAAACUCGGAGAUGUUCACUCGUCUGUGCGAAAUGCACCUGGAGACUGAGUCCGAUGGGGAGCAGGAUUUCCUGCCAGCUUUUGCUAACUAUAACCCGGGUGACAGUUCAGAGGAGGAUUCAGAUGAAUGCAGCUGUGCGAAUGGCCGCUGUGUCCGCUCCUACCUGGGCACCAUGUGUGAAUGUAACCCAGGCUUUAGACUGGACCACUCACCCACCCGCUGUAUAGACAUUGAUGAGUGUGCAGAGCCGGGACAUCGUAAUAGUCCAUGCAAGAACGCUCGCUGUGUGAACACCGCCGGCUCGUUCAAGUGCUACUGCAAACACGGCUUUGUGGCCACACGCAGGCCAAACAUGUGUGUCCGUCGCAGAACUCGGUAACCUCCGUGUGUCACUCUGUUUAUCUGUAUCUGUGCAGCACACACAAGCACCAUGCACAUGCUGCACAUGAAAUGUCAGUCUCAUAAUUAAAAUGUGGGACUGUGUGUACACAGUGAACCUAAAAAAAAACAUGCUCUCAUAUGAAAUGUACAAAACAUAUCAUUGUCAGCUCCUCUUUCACUCCCCAUUUCACAUAAAAAAAAUCUAUACAGACAAGGAAUAUGUUUUUGUUUGUUUGUUUGUUAAACAUUUUUGUAAUUAUUCUUUUUUUAAACUGUUUUUUGUUAAGUUUAUAAUGUGCAUUUUUUUCAUUGAUCUCCCUGUUGCAUUGAUCUUCCAAUCUUAAUUUGAAUCUCUGAUCUCAAGAUGCCUUGUUUUAAUGACGUAACAUGUUUCGAAGAGCACAACACAAGUAUAAAGAUCUGUCUGGUAUUCUUGUUGUCUACUUCAGCCUAUUCAAUAUUUGUAUCUUACAGGGAUGCCAUAAGAACUUAGAAAUGUUACGGUGUUCCCCUUCACAUUCCCGUGUAAGUCCACAUUUUUAAUUCUAAAUUGACAUCCUCUGAAUUGUGUUUUCUAACCACACAUUGUUGAUUUUGUGUUAUUGUACAGUUUGUGGAUGAACAGUUUCUUGUAAGACUGGUCCCUGUCCUACCCCUGUUUAUUUGUUGAUGUAAAAUAUGAGAAACCUGAAGUUUGUGUAUAAUUUGACAUGUGCACCUAAGUGGACUUUAAGCUAGAAAUAAAGGUCAUGCACUUAGCAAUGAAUAUAGUGGGAGUAUUUGCUAAAUGUAGCUUAUUUUGGGAGAAAAACAAGAAAGUUUGACAUCUGUUGUCAUAAGUGUUGCAACAAAGCAUUUAGAAAACCAAAGACGCUGUUGAAACGAGAAGAAUUGAAUUAAAAGAAAGAUGUCAACCAGUCA
Messenger RNA from Thunnus maccoyii (southern bluefin tuna), 5322 nucleotides. It is a transcript of the gene ltbp3, whose product is annotated as latent transforming growth factor beta binding protein 3. The record is from RefSeq and is a predicted model, not a curated record. The transcript has 29 exons. NCBI's taxonomy places the organism in Eukaryota, Metazoa, Chordata, Actinopteri, Scombriformes, Scombridae. Gene Ontology annotation, molecular function: calcium ion binding. The coding region runs from base 665 to 4399 and encodes 1244 amino acids.